ACACUGAAAGAAACGAAUCCUUGUUGCGUCCUCAGGGGCUCCCGAGUUCACUGCACAGAGCUGAUUAUUAUGUAAACAAACCUAUUAGUCCACGCAUGUGCUUUUAAUUGCAGGGUGCUUCUGAGGAGUCUGGGCUACCGUGGCUACACACAAAGAAUGGGCGUGAGUUGUCCCUCGAAAGGGAGCCCCGAGACUCGUGGAUCGUUUUUUUCUUUCUUUCUUGAAGCAACAAUCUGAGCGUUCAGUUGAGUCUGGGAGAGACAGCGAGCACACAGGCGGGAUGGAGAGCACAGGUAUUACUAAAGCAGCUGCUUGAAUACUUUCCCACAAUCAACUAAGACGCAGAGGAGGGAGGGGAGUUUCAGCCGGAGUGCGUCUGUGUCAGAGGGUGUUUGAGAGAGUGAGGGAGCAUCACAGACAGGAGGAAGAAAAAGAGGGGGGAAACGAAAGAGGGACCAAGUCUGGACCGGGUGAUCGACAAACCUCCAAGGGGCUGCCGGGUUGUAUCAUUGUGUUCAGGAUCAGUGAUCCAGCCAUGGUGCCAGCGCGCUGCCCGGGACCGUGUGCCAUCCUGGCACUGGCCACUCUCUUGGGAUGCGGCGUAGUUCUUUGCCUCGGUCAGAACGACACGGAACCCAUCGUGUUGGAAGGGAAGUGUCUGGUGGUGUGCGACUCGAACCCUUCGUCUGACGGAGCGGUAACCUCCUCACUUGGCAUAUCAGUCCGCUCCGCUGGGGCGAAAGUGGCUUUUUCCGCUGUGCGUGGGACCAAUCAUGAGCCGUCAGAGAUGAGCAACACGUCCAUGACCAUCUACUUUGACCAGGUUUUAGUGAAUAUUGGAAACCAUUUCGAUCUGAAAGCAAGUGUUUUUCAAGCUCCGAGGAGAGGGAUUUAUAGUUUCAGCUUUCACGUGGUGAAGGUCUACAACAGACAGACGAUACAGGUGAACCUGAUGCAGAACGAUUAUGCGGUCAUAUCAGCGUUCGCCGGUGACCAGGACGUUACAAGAGAGGCGGCCAGCAACGGAGUACUGCUGAUGAUCGAGCGGGAGGACCGGGUGUAUUUGAAGCUGGAGCGGGGCACCCUCAUGGGUGGAUGGAAAUUUUCCACCUUCUCGGGCUUCCUAGUCUUUCCUCUAUAAUCCAUUCUGCGAUGGUUGGCGUCGCACGGGACUCUGCUCAUUAUAGGUUCAGGAAGAUGAAGAUGGUGAAGAAGAAAACGAAAAGAAACAUGCCAUUUAUUUUUCAAUUUAAAUAACUGUCAGCCAAGGAAGCCGACGAAUAUCUGUACACUCCUCCACUAUAUAGUCAAAUAUCAACGUUUCUUUGGAGUUUCAUAUAUUCGAGCCCAUCAAUCAACUCUAAAGCAGUCUGGAUGAUUAAUCUAAUCCAUCGGCCAGUGAUUGGCAUGUGCUUGUCGAGUAUGUGGAUUUUUCUCCCACCCCCUUCCUUGCCUGGAAAAAAACGAACUUUUUGGUGCAACAAGGGGACAGGCCGAGUGUGUAAUGCUCUAUUUUGUGUUUGUAUAGCCUUAAAGAUGAUACCCCCCCCCCCCUUUUUUUGUCGGAAUUAUGGACAACCGAAAGAGAAGUGCUUUCACGCCCAUGGCAAAAUCUUUUUUUUUUUUUUUUUGCACGAAUGGAAGUUUUUUCUCCUCUUUUUUUGUGUGUGUGUGCUGUCAUUGGUGUUGCGUUUGGAUGCUCUUGAAAAUAAGCCAAAUGUAGGCCGCGGACCAGUUUUAUUAUGAGACUUUAAAAAGGCGACAUAUUUGAGCCACAGCAACAGACUUACAGCCCUUUUAUUUAAAGAGAGAUUAAAAGAAGAAGAUAUAUCUCAUUCCUGAAUAUUCACAUUACUGUGUGUUCUACAUUUGGGAAUUUGCGUAGCUUUGACUGAUUUCAUGUUCAGUGACUUUGCUCACUUAAUGUACAUUGUGGAAAAUAAUAGAAGAAUCCCUCAUAUGUCCCGCUAAAUAAACGAUAUUGUAUUGUAUAGGC
Messenger RNA from Nothobranchius furzeri (turquoise killifish), 1996 nucleotides. It is a transcript of the gene cbln2b, whose product is annotated as cerebellin 2b precursor. Gene Ontology annotation, molecular function: protein binding. NCBI's taxonomy places the organism in Eukaryota, Metazoa, Chordata, Actinopteri, Cyprinodontiformes, Nothobranchiidae. Gene Ontology annotation, biological process: maintenance of synapse structure. Gene Ontology annotation, cellular component: synapse. The record is from RefSeq and is a predicted model, not a curated record.